CUAGUUCUUACCUGUGUAAGGAUUUUGUAGUCUCUCUGUUUCAAUGUGAGAGUGGACCACACGAAUUGAAUAGCCAUCUAUUCAGGAGCAAAAGGACAACGAGUUAUUUGUAGCCUAUCACUUUACUCAUGUCAUUAUCAUACUCAUUCUCAUAUUUAAACAGAUAGAUGCUCGGACACCUUUCUUACAUUGUCUCUUUGUAAAUAUACUGAUUUUUAUUGCCCAAAAUGGAACGCCGGAAAUUGCCUAUUCAUGUCAUUGCAAUUAAAAUAGAGGCAUGUGUAGAAGUAGGCAGUAGAAUCUAUGUACAAUAUUUGGAUAGCGUCAUCUAUCUUUGCAUUCUGUGUGCAACAGUGUUGCUUUAUCGUCGAACUGUCAGGGUGAAGAUGUCUCAUCACAGGAGUCCAUGAAACCUUAUUGAUUGAGACUCAAUAAAGCAGACUUAGUCAUUUUCUCCCGUGGCCAAUGACAUUGCAAGUGUGUGUCUACGUGUAUGAAUGAGCAAGGAGAGCCGGAGAGGGAGAUGUGGAGAGACCGCGAUCCGCAUGUGAUAGCUUGGCUACUUUUCAUCGUUUUGACAGUUAUCGUAGGUUGUUAUGACAACACGCUAUUCUAAUCCGGAAACGAGUUCAGCUAAAGAUGGCGGUCCAGGAGCCGAUGGCGUUACCGAUGCGCCUGAGGAACCAGCUUCAAUCGGUCUAUGAACUUGACCCUUUAAGAAAUGAGGAGGAGGUCAAAGUGAAGAUAAAGGAUUUAAAUGAACACAUCGUAUGCUACCUGUGCGCGGGAUAUUUCAUCGAUGCUACCACAAUCACAGAGUGCCUGCAUACCUUCUGUAAGAGCUGCAUAGUGAAGUACCUACAGACCAGUAAGUAUUGCCCCAUGUGCAAUAUAAAAAUCCACGAGACUCAGCCACUUCUCAACCUCAAACUGGACCGUGUGAUGCAGGACAUCGUUUACAAACUGGUCCCUGGACUACAGGAGAGUGAGGAUAAGCGAAUACAGGCCUUCUAUCAGGCCCGAGGCUUGGAUCGCUUCAUCCACUCAACUAAAGGAGAUGGCAUUACUGAUAACGGUGGCAUGACACUGGGCAGCUUUGACCAAUCAAAAGCCCACUUUUACAGAUACGACGAGCAGGUGUCUCUGUGUCUUGAAAGGCGGAGUUCCCUAUCAUUGGUUUCAAAAGACAAGAUUAAGUUGGCACAGCAGAAGUUUGUGCGUUGUCCAGCGAGGACAGAAGUUCAGCACCUCAGGAGAGUCCUAUGUCGGAGACUCAACCUGGAGAAACAGCAGGUGCAGAUGUUAUUUAAUGACAAGUCUCUUCCUGAUCACAUGACCAUGAGGCAACUCUGGCUCUCUCACUGGUUUGGCAAGCCUCAGCCAUUGGUCCUCCAGUACGUCAUCAGAGAGAAGAGAGGCAGAUGAAGCCGGCGGAUGACCUCCAGCAUGUCCAGAUACUCUCAGCUGGAAACUGUUUAUAGGGCACACACAUCUCUAUUUUACUAUUGUCACAUACAGAUGCCAAUUUUUGUGCAUUUUAUUAUGUAUAUUUUUAAGAUAAAAAUAAAAAAAAAUGAUCAUGUAA
Alosa alosa (allis shad) is the source of this 1585-nucleotide messenger RNA. RefSeq names its product polycomb group RING finger protein 1-like. Gene Ontology annotation, biological process: negative regulation of transcription by RNA polymerase II. Gene Ontology annotation, cellular component: PRC1 complex. The transcript has 9 exons. Gene Ontology annotation, molecular function: promoter-specific chromatin binding. The record is from RefSeq and is a predicted model, not a curated record. The coding region runs from base 640 to 1425 and encodes 261 amino acids. Lineage: Eukaryota; Metazoa; Chordata; Actinopteri; Clupeiformes; Clupeidae.